CAAACAUACUUAUCUAUCUAUCUAUCUAUCUCGUUCCUUCUUCCUCAAUCGUGCGUGUUUGGAUUGGAUCGACAACACAGGGCUGCGGCGCCAAACACCACUCACUUUUCCUCAUCGGCCACUCUUUCAGUGAUUGAUACAAGGAUAAGUUACCUGACAGUGAUCAUUGAAGCAUACAGCUGUAGCAACAUGUGGUCAGGCAUUAUUUAAGCAAGAAAAACUAUUAAAAUGCUGUCUACUAGUGCUGCUGCUCAGCUUCCCAGUUGCUCGUACCACAUUCCCAGCCAUCAUCAUGCCCAACGAAAGAGAAAACUCACCACUCUAUCACUUGCCAAUGCAGAUAGCCAAGUCCCUCUGAGAAACUUCUAUGGUCCAAGUCUUCCUCAGACACAGAGUUGCAACAAAGGGCUAGAAAGCAAUUACAGGUCUAGAUACAAUUCCAAUUCAAAUCAGAACGACAAACACCUGUUCCUUAUUAAAUACUUCUCACUUGCUGACUCAGAAGACACCAGUAAUCAAAAUCCAGAAACCAGAAACCACAGUCAACGUCAACCAGACAGACAAAGGGAAUUCAAGGAACACAAAAAAGACAGUGCACUUUUCACUAAGAUGUGGUGGGCAGAUUUGAAAGCGGCAUUUGGCCAAAGAAUCAACUUUGAGGGCAUUCUAUGUUCAACUAUGGUCAUCUUAAAAGACCCAAAAUUGUCACUGCCACAUAUUUCAGUUCCUGAUAUAAGAUACAUUGACUGGGCUGCUCUACAUAGAAAGGGAUUUAAGGGUGUUGUCUUUGACAAAGAUAAUACUAUUACAGUACCCUACUCUUUAACGCCGUGGCCUCCGCUUGAAUCUUCAUUGGAAAGUUGUAAAUCAGAGUUUGGUCAAGAUAUUGCUGUAUUUAGUAACUCAGCUGGACUUCGUGAGUAUGACCAUGAUGGUUCAAAAGCUAGGAAUCUUGAGGGUACAAUUGGAAUUAAAGUCAUCAGACACAGAGUGAAGAAGCCAGGUGGCACAGCUGAAGAAAUUGAAAAGCAUUUUGGUUGUGAAGCAUCAGAGUUAAUCAUGGUGGGUGAUCGCCCCUUCACUGACAUUGUUUAUGGCAAUCGGAAUGGGUUUCUAACUAUUUGGACAGAGCCAUUGAGCCUUGCAGAGGAGCCAUUUAUUGUUAAGCAGGUUAGGAAGCUAGAAACUACAUUUGUAAAGUACUGGUCUAGAAGAGGGUUGAAGCCACUUGACCAGAAGCUAUUGCCAGAUCCUAGACAUUGUGUCAAAGAGCCGCCACAUCCUUGAUUGUGUCUCCAUAACAUAUUAAUUUUUUGGGUCAUUAGAAUACUGUCCCGUAGUAAUGCAUACAAGUCAAUUUUUGUCGCAUUAUUUACUAUUUUUUUUUACCAAACUGGUAGUGUAUUAUCACCCACCAACCUGUCUUUUUGGUCAGUUAAGUUAUCUCCUGCUACAUAAUAUCUGUAAGGGCAAAUUACACUAA
Molecule: messenger RNA, 1483 nt
Organism: Medicago truncatula (barrel medic)
Lineage: Eukaryota; Viridiplantae; Streptophyta; Magnoliopsida; Fabales; Fabaceae
Product: phosphatidylglycerophosphate phosphatase 1, chloroplastic/mitochondrial
Exons: 7
Coding region: 229-1287 (352 amino acids)
Cellular component (GO): cytoplasm
Molecular function (GO): phosphatidylglycerophosphatase activity
Source: RefSeq, a predicted model, not a curated record